Molecule: messenger RNA, 3103 nt
Organism: Carassius carassius (crucian carp)
Lineage: Eukaryota; Metazoa; Chordata; Actinopteri; Cypriniformes; Cyprinidae
Product: stonin-2-like
Exons: 7
Coding region: 171-2735 (854 amino acids)
Biological process (GO): regulation of endocytosis; synaptic vesicle endocytosis; clathrin-dependent endocytosis
Cellular component (GO): synaptic vesicle; AP-2 adaptor complex
Molecular function (GO): clathrin-cargo adaptor activity
Source: RefSeq, a predicted model, not a curated record
CAAUCAGCUGCGAGUAAGGUGGGGUAUUAGACCAGAUUCACCGGGAGCGAGUGAGAGCUGCCGUCUGCUUGGACUCAACAACACGAUUUCGCCGUCCUAGGUGGGCAUGGAGUCCAAGAUUUGGGAAGAGUGAGACGACGUUACAAGGUACAAGACACAGGACAACUCCCAUGGCUGCUACAAACAGUAGCAGAACUGAAACCAGACCAGGCUGGGUUGCUUUUUCAGAUGAGGAGUCAAAGGCAGAUGAGGACCACCUCCAGCCUUUAGACCAGCCUGUGCUGGACUCCUCUACUUGGGCAGAAGUACCAUUUCUGUCUGGUCCGAUAGCAGAGCAGCCGAAUUCCUGGGUUCAGUUUGAUGACAAAGCAUGGCCACCCUCUCUUCCUCUCCCAUCACAAGUAGAGGAUUGUUUUAUUGCAGGUCCCAGGCAUAGCAUUUGCUCUUCUGCCAGUUUCUGGAGUGCCGUUCCCCCAUCAGAAAGCGGCUGGACCACCCAAUCAGAGGACCAGAGCUCUGUGAGCAUGGGGGCGUCUUCCUGUGACCUCCCCUCUCUUAACACUGAAGAGCCUUCCAGUCAAACACCCUCCUGUCCCCACUCUCCUAAUUCUUCUGUGUGCCAAGAAGAUGAAGGAAUGAACAUGGUUUCAUUCAACUGGACAGCAAACAACCAACACCCCAAUGGCCAAGCUUAUGUCACCUCUAACCGCUUUGCCAGCUGGGUUACUUUUGAAGAUGACGAGGACUCCGUUUUCCAACCUCCAGGGAGACAGUCUAAUAUAAAACUGGAUAACCUUAACAAUCCUUCUCUGCAGGAUGCCAACAGCAAUCUGAUCUCCUCUUCUUUUUGUGGUCAGAAGACAGAGAGACACAUCCUGGGCUUGACCCCUGAUGGCACCAAUGCCAUGUUUGCCUUUAAUAGCACACUAUCAAACAACAGCGUCCCUUACAACAAGAAAAACCCUUUCCUGGAUGAUGAGUUCUCAAACCUACAACCUUCUCCUAUAAACCCUUUCAGUGCCUAUUUUGACAAUACAGACCUGAAAACAUCCCAAGGCAUUGGCUUGUGUCAGGAGGCAUCAGAUGUGUCCACCUUCAGCUCGCCAUUCUUUGAGUAUCAAGAUGCUGAUAUAAAAAGGGAGUCUCUGUUGCUUUUUUCAUCACAGAAAGACACUGUAGUUGCAAAAGAUAGUAUCCCAUCAGGAUUUCCUGUAGAUGGUCUGGAUCAGCUCAGGAAUAUACACAUCUCUGACCCUGACAAUGACGGUAGUCCUACUCUACCAGAUGAUUCAGUGGAGGUAGUUGACUCUGAUGAUUCAGCCUAUGAACCAGACCAUAUGAAUCCUCAGGAAGGUUGGCCCAUGCUCCUGCGCAUCCCUGAGAAGAAGAACAUCAUGUCCUCACGUCACUGGGGACCAAUAUUUGUCAGGUUGACGAACAGUGGCCAGCUGCAACUUUUCUAUGAGAAAGGACUGGAAAAGCCCUUCAAAGAGUUCCAGCUGAACUCUCAGCAUGAAAUAUCUGAACCUAAGCUCCAAAACUACGACGAGAAUGGCCGUGUUCAUACCAUCAGUGUAGACCAUGUGGUUUACAAAGAGAAAAGGAAGAUCCAGCCCAAGGUCACUGUGGUUCAUAUGCCUGUAAGAGAGCAAGUGGUAAAGCUUGGGACAACAAACUACCAAGACUUCUUGAGCUUUCAACAUACUCUGCAGGAGAGGCUUGUGGGCCUCUCAAUAGAUCAAGAAGGUCUAAACUUGCCAACGACUUACACUGAGGAGGAGAUCCAUGUGGAGGUGAGGGAUAACUUCUAUGGGAUUGUCUCCAAAGGGGACAGCCGUAUCUUGGAGCAGCAAGUUAUGACCCGAGUGUAUAUGCUUGCCUUCUUGAAUGGAUCUCCACCUUGCAGUAUCGGCCUAAAUGAUGUCCAGGUCAAAGGUAAAGAGGUGGUUUCUCGGCAUGACAUAAUUCCCAACUCAACGUCACGUUGGAUUCAACUGCGGGAUAGUCGACUGCAUGAGUGUGCAGACCAGUUAGAGUUUGCAGAGUCCCGAGCUAUUACAUUUAGCCCACUGGUUGGUCGUCGCUUUGAACUGCUGCGUUUCCGUACAGCGUUUGCUGAAAAAACCCUUCCCUUCACUCUGAGAACAGUCGCUUGUGUCAAGGGUGCUGAAGUGGAGAUGCAGUCCUGGCUGGUGAUGUCAACAGGGUUCUCAUCCAAUCGGGAUCCUUUAACAUUAAUACCAUGUGAGAAUGUUGCUAUCCGUUACCCCAUACCAGAAAUUUGGGCAAAGAACUUUAAGCGGGAGAGUGUGACAGGAGAGAAAUCCUUGAAGGCUCGCUUCAAUAAAGGAGCCAGUUUUGGUUCGACCAGUACGUCAGGUUCCGAACCGGCCAUGAGGGUCACGUUUGGCACGGCGAAAUACGAACAGGCCUUCAGAUCUGUAGUGUGGAGGAUCAGUCGCCUGCCAGACAAGAACUCAGCACUCGGACAUCCUCAUACGUUCUUCUGUCAUUUGGAGCUGGGUUCAGAUUGGGAGGUGCCUGCAAAGUUUGAGUGCCUGGUGGAGGUUGAGUUUGACAUGCCCUCUGCUUCUGCAUCCAGAACCACUGUUCGUUCUCUGUCCGUGGGGGACAGAACUGACUUGAAGAAAUGGAUCACCUACAAAUCACAUUACUCCUAUCAGGUGGCAGUGGAGCAGAAGAAUGAGAGCACAUUGGAAAGCCCUCAGAAGUAGCAACCAGGCCAGUGCCCUCGACAGUGAGGAACCAGGAGGAGAGGAAGGUUUAUAGCUUGCACUUGUUGAACGAGAGAAUGUUCAACCCUAAACUAGGGUAAUUUUCGUUUACAUUUCUUGCUCAUUUGGACAUUUUUUUUUCCUUGUUUUGCAAAGGUUACUUGCAAUAUCGAAAGAUCACAGAUCCCUUGCAACACUACAGUAUAUUUCCAGAUCUCCACAGGCAUUGCAUGUCCAAAUAUGUCAAGAAUAUGAUUUGCUAUUGCAGCAAAGUCCAGAGCUUUUAUUUUAUGGACAUGGAAAUCUGGCAUUGCCCACAUAGCGCACAACUUACAAUCAUCUCAUAAAGUAAUCAUAUUUGCCUAAAA